AUGAACGUAACGCAGUACAUAUCCGAGGUGACCUCGCAGGUUACCCAAACGUCACCCAGUGCCUAUCCUGGACUUGUAUGGACCUACUAUAUCCGAUACCUCUGGAACUACGAACCCGAAUCAUGGGUGGCACGCAUAGCCUACUUCUUUAGGGUGUUUGCUAUCCUCCUCAGCCUCCCAACUCUGCUCUUGGGACUGCUGGUGCGUCCAAUGGCCCUUAUCCGCAAGUUCCUUGUGAUUUAUGAAACCUCGUUCUUGCAGGAUAUCGUGUCUUACGGCAUUGCUCGCACACUGGGAGUUAUCGACGAUGUAAAGGCCUCGACGAGCGACAAGGCUACUGUCCAUAUCGUCGAGAAUGCACCAUCGAUUCGCGUAGAAGACACGGAUUCAUUGGCAGGCGGAGACUCGCUAAAUCAAACCCCACCUUCAAAGCCAUCCGAGUUCUUCGCCACGGACAACAACGUCAAUCUAUCUGGCGUCGAUGUUCUUUCUCCAGCUGCUUCAAGACCGCCGUCUCCCACUAUCACCCGAAAAUCCCUCCAGCCGGACAGGCAGCCACCGGUCAUCGCGGAUUCGUUGGAAGAGCCCAGAAACCUUCGACAACGUCACCUUCGAAAUCAAGUUGGCAAUUCGUCAUAA
Molecule: messenger RNA, 639 nt
Organism: Coprinopsis cinerea okayama7#130
Lineage: Eukaryota; Fungi; Basidiomycota; Agaricomycetes; Agaricales; Psathyrellaceae
Exons: 1
Coding region: 1-639 (212 amino acids)
Source: RefSeq, a predicted model, not a curated record